UGGUUCCAAAUGAUUGGUGAGCAUAAGGUUCUCCACUGCUCGUCGAAGGAGAAGAUACGCACCACUUUGGAGUUGGAGAAGAAACCGGGAUGUGCAACCAAACCGUUAGUUUAACGACGGAACAAAGAGAACAAUCAUCGUCACCAACACAAUUUCACACCUCCCCAACAACUCCACCAUUGAUUCAUUGAUUAGAAGAGUUUCUUCUUCUGAGAGUGUGUGCACACAAUAUGGGCACUGAUAGCCACGGGUACUCUCUGCUGAAGGAUUUGAGAUUAGAAAUUGAAGUAAAGGAUGGAACUUUCUCUCUCUACUUUUGGGUUUAUUUGAUGAGUUCAGCUACAUUUCCUGCUACCAUUAUCCAACAGGUUUAUUCUGAUAUCUCCGAAAGUGCUCCUUUUCUGGUUAUUAAUGAUAAUAAGAGAAUCAAUAUGCUACCAGUUCUUCUCUUACAUGAAGAAGCUCCUGAUACUGGCAAUAUAAAUUCCUGGGCUGACAUUUCACAUGCAACUGUUGAUUUUGAGUUUCCUUUGGAAAAAUGGGUUCAUGUAGGCUGUGAGGUUUGUCCAGAUUAUAUCCAGCUUAAGAUUAACGGAAAGAUUGUAGGAGAAAAGUCUCUGUCUUCCUUAUUAAAUAAGGAAGAUGGUUCAAGUGAUUUGAAGAAAUUAACUUUGGCAAAUGUUGGUGGAGAUGGAAACUGUGUGCAGGGUUAUGUGCACAAAUUUGAAAUAUUGCCUAUUGUUUCUUCUGUUAAGGAAUUCCAUUUAAAGGACCCUCCUCUGAAGUUAUCAAUUGAUGAAUCGUCUGCCUCUGAUAUUGAAGAAGAAAGUGAUGGUGUUUGGAGCAUUGUUGGUGGCAAGGCAUCAUGUCGUAGGAACUUCUCUUUGGAUGUUGUUCUUUCAGAUGCCUUUGGACAGCCCGUAGAUAAGGAGAAUGAGGUUUUUGCAUCACUUCUGUAUGCUGACACGGGGGCACCAGUGGAAAAUACAACUGAUGAGGAAGCACCCCUUUUAGCUAGCUAUGAUGGAAUUGAAUUUUCUUCUUGUGAAAGACCAAGUAAACUUUUGUUGGGACGUGCUUCGUUUAAGCUCAAAAUAUCUCAGCUUUCAUCAAAGUGUGAUAACAGGUUGUUCCUCAUCAGAUUUUGUGUUCCAACUCUAGGAAAUUAUCCUUUCCUUGAGACAUACUCCCAUCCAAUUCGAUGCAUCUCCAGGAGCCGUAACACAAGAUUGUCGACACUGGUGUGGAAAAGGUCAACUUCUGCUCUUAAUCGCCUUAGUUUAUCUCAAUCUUCAGCUCUGGAUGAUGGAUCAUUGGAACUUCAGCAUUCUGGUCAUGAAGCAAAAUCCAAUCCACUCAUGAAGCGGUUUAGACUUGGACAAGACAAAAUAUCUGUAACAGUGAAGGCUGACCCUACCAUAGAGCAAACUGAUGAGGAAUGUAAUUCUCAUAUCCGAACUGCUAGUCAGGUUGAGAAUGGGUUUCCAACAAGCUUGGAUGGAAGACCUGCAAACUUUUAUGAAGCAGAUGACUCUCCAUCCGACUCAGAAAGCAUAGGGGAGGGAAUUUCAACUUUGAAUAGCAUGGAAAAUAGAAGAUAUCCAAUAUCUGACAUGACCAUUUUCAAAUACUGCUUGGCAAGCUUGUCUGAGAGAUCUCUCAUGCUUAAGGAAAUUGCUACCUCUGCUUCGGACAAUGAAAUUUCAGAGUUGGCUCAUCAUGUAUCGCUCUAUUCUGGAUGUUCACACCAUGGAAACCAAAUAUUAAUGGCCAAGAGAUUGAUAGAAGAUGGAACCAAUCUUUGGAAGUUGAUGUCUCCAAACAACCACCACAUUCCUUGGGAGAGUGCAGUCUACGAGAUUGAAGUGCAUUUCAAGAAGAUUGCUUCUUGUGGCUUAAGAUCUCUCUCACCUCAGGACCUAGAGCUUCUGAGAAGGAUUGCAGGAUGUCAAGAGUAUAUAACACCCGAGAACUUUGAGAGGUUGUGGUGCUGGUUGUACCCUGUAGCUUUUGUAAUCUCUAGGAACUGGAUAAAUUCUAUCUGGAAAUCAACAUCACCUAAGUGGAUAGAAGGAUUCAUAACCAAGGAGGAGGCAGAAGCUUCACUUCAAGGUCCUACAGGUUUUCAAGACCCUGGUACCUUUAUACUCCGGUUCCCCGCCUCCAGAAGCUGGCCCCAUCCAGAUGCAGGUAGCCUCGUUGUCACUUAUGUUGGCAAUGACUACAAACUUCACCACAGGCUACUUUCCAUGGAUCAUAUCUAUAGCUCCAGUGAUGGAAUUGAGGUGAAACCACUGCAAGAUAUGCUAAUGGCAGAACCAGAGCUGUCUCGAUUGGGAAGGAUAAUAAGAAGUCAUUAAGCACCACUGGAAUUGUCGCAGAAUGUCUCUCAACAUCAGUUAAAGUUGCAUUAAUGAUGUUUUCGCAAGAUAGACAUAGAAUGGACGAGGCUGGUGGUAGUUGAAAUAUAGUAUAUUUUCCAUUUUACUUGUAUAUUUUGAGGUAUGGUUUAGGCGUUUUAUUUUUAACAUUUGGAGCUGAUGAUCCUUGUAUAACACCACAUCCAUUCAUAUGUAACCACCAUCAAUUAAAGCAUCGCUCUUUUGUUGUUUAGUUGGCUUCAAUCGCUGUCCCUGCCUAUUGGUUCAUUAAUUUUGGUGUUUUCUGAAAUUACUAUUACUAUUACUAUGGUAUUAUUAUUGUUGUGUUGAAUCUCGGCUUCAAGUAAGAUGAGAAUUACUUUAGUGUUUAUAAACUC
Abrus precatorius (Indian licorice) is the source of this 2758-nucleotide messenger RNA. Its product is annotated as SH2 domain-containing protein A-like. The record is from RefSeq and is a predicted model, not a curated record. NCBI's taxonomy places the organism in Eukaryota, Viridiplantae, Streptophyta, Magnoliopsida, Fabales, Fabaceae. Gene Ontology annotation, molecular function: RNA polymerase II cis-regulatory region sequence-specific DNA binding; DNA-binding transcription factor activity, RNA polymerase II-specific. The transcript has 12 exons. The coding region runs from base 231 to 2360 and encodes 709 amino acids. Gene Ontology annotation, biological process: regulation of transcription by RNA polymerase II; signal transduction.